GUGUCAUUUUCCUGUAUAAAACUCCAACAAUAAUAGUGGAUACGGGUCGGGUACGCAAUUGGAUCCGGCUCCUGAUUCUAACAAUCUCACCCAUUCUAUCUCAGCUGUGUUUUCUGACUUGGGUAAAUGCAAAUGGCGCUCUCUCUCCAAACAUCAAGCACUUCUUCAUGUCUCUACUCUCGCUCUACAGUUUCUCACUCCUCUUUAAGCUGUGCAACCAAAGUUUUUGUGGGUCUGAGGCUACAAUCUCCAACUUCUUAUGGAAUAUCAAGACCUAAUUUGAAUGUUGAAUUUCAUAACAAGGUGCAUAAGAGUAUUGAAUCAAGGACUUGUAAUGGUAAAGCAAAUCGAUCACGUGCUAGAAUGAUGCCCAUAGGAACACCAAGAGUGCCCUACAGAACACCUGGUGAGGGAAGUUGGCAGUGGGUUGAUCUAUGGAAUGCCCUGUACCGGGAACGAGUUAUAUUUAUCGGGCAAAAUAUAGACGAAGAAUUUAGCAACCAAAUACUGGCAACCAUGUUAUAUCUCGAUAGUAUCGAAUCUUCCAAGAUGAUGUAUAUGUACAUCAAUGGUCCUGGUGGAGAUCUCACGCCAAGUAUGGCUAUAUAUGACACAAUGCAAAGCUUGAAAAGUCCUGUUGGUACCCACUGUGUGGGCUACGCGUACAAUCUGGCUGGUUUUCUUCUUGCUGCUGGAGAAAAGGGCAAUCGCAAUGCAAUGCCUCUUUCAAGAGUUGCGUUACAAUCCCCUGCAGGGGCAGCUCGUGGUCAGGCUGAUGACAUCCGCAAUGAAGCAAAUGAGCUUCUCAGGAUUAGAAAUUAUCUUUUCAAAGAGCUGUCUCAGAAGACUGGCCAGCCUGAAGAGAAGAUCUAUAACGACUUAAGCCGGAUGAAACGGUUUAAUGCUCAAGAAGCUUUGGAAUAUGGGCUGAUUGAUCGCAUAGUCAGGCCUCCCAGAAUCAAGGCAGAUGCUGUAUCUAGAAAUGCUGGAACUGGUCUCGGUUAGUGUACUUGUUGUUUUUUUGUGUAUACCAUAUUGGCUGGUAUCUUCUAUGUAGUUCAAAUUGUUUCCUUGAAGAAACUGUAUAACUUUGAUGAUAUUCAAAAUUUAAAGAAGAUUGCAUAUAAGUGUUUAUGUUUCAAAA
This is a messenger RNA of Daucus carota subsp. sativus, 1144 nucleotides long. RefSeq names its product ATP-dependent Clp protease proteolytic subunit-related protein 2, chloroplastic. Gene Ontology annotation, molecular function: ATP-dependent peptidase activity; serine-type endopeptidase activity; ATPase binding. Gene Ontology annotation, cellular component: endopeptidase Clp complex. Gene Ontology annotation, biological process: protein quality control for misfolded or incompletely synthesized proteins. The record is from RefSeq and is a predicted model, not a curated record. NCBI's taxonomy places the organism in Eukaryota, Viridiplantae, Streptophyta, Magnoliopsida, Apiales, Apiaceae. Bases 127 to 1005 code for a protein of 292 amino acids. The transcript has 9 exons.